GAUGGCCGGGCGCCUCGGUUCCGCUCCCGCCUGCGGCCCCGAGUCCCAUUCAUUGCCGCGCUGCUGAGCGGAGCCCCGAGGCGGCCCGAGGGCUUCGGGGGCUGUCCCCGCGGGGCGAGAGGCCGCCAUGGCGACCCUGGAAAAGCUGAUGAAAGCUUUCGAGUCUCUCAAGUCCUUCCAGCAGCAGCAGCAGCAGCAGCAGCAGCAGCAGCAGCAGCAGCAGCAACAGCAGCCGCCGCCACCGCCGCCUCAGCCUCCUCAGCCGCCACCGCAGACGCAGCCGCCGCCUCAGCCGCCGCCGCCCCCGCCCCCGCCGCCGCCGCCGCCCGGCCCGGCAGUGGCCGAGGAGCCGCUGCACCGACCAAAGAAGGAGCUCUCAGCCACCAAGAAAGAUCGUGUGAAUCAUUGUCUGACAAUAUGUGAAAACAUAGUGGCACAGUCUCUCAGAAAUUCACCAGAAUUUCAGAAACUGCUGGGCAUCGCUAUGGAACUUUUCCUGCUGUGCAGUGAUGAUGCAGAGUCAGAUGUCAGGAUGGUGGCUGACGAAUGCCUCAACAAAGUCAUCAAGGCUUUGAUGGAUUCCAACCUUCCGAGGUUACAGCUAGAACUUUAUAAGGAAAUUAAAAAGAACGGUGCUCCUCGGAGCCUCCGUGCUGCCCUGUGGAGGUUUGCUGAGCUGGCUCACCUGGUCCGGCCUCAGAAGUGCAGGCCGUACUUGGUGAACCUCUUGCCCUGCCUGACGCGCACAAGCAAGAGGCCCGAGGAGUCUGUUCAGGAGACCUUGGCUGCAGCCGUCCCGAAAAUCAUGGCGUCCUUUGGCAAUUUCGCAAACGACAAUGAGAUUAAGGUUCUGUUGAAGGCCUUCGUAGCGAACCUGAAGUCCGGCUCCCCCACGGUCCGGCGCACGGCGGCGGGCGCGGCGGUGAGCGUGUGCCAGCACUCCCGGCGGACGCGCUACUUCUACAGCUGGCUGCUCAGCGUGCUCUUAGGUCUGCUCGUGCCUGUGGAGGAGGAACACGGCACCCUCCUGAUUCUCGGGGUGCUGCUCACCCUGAGGUAUCUGGUGCCCCUGCUGCAGCAGCAGGUCAAGGACACGAGCUUGAAAGGCAGCUUCGGGGUGACCCGGAAGGAAAUGGAGGUCUCUCCCUCGACGGAACAGCUUGUCCAGGUUUACGAGUUGACCUUGCAUUACACUCAGCACCAAGACCACAACGUUGUGACGGGGGCCUUGGAGCUCCUGCAGCAGCUGCUCAGGACGCCUCCCCCGGAGCUCCUGCAGGCGCUGACCUCGCCGGGCGGCAUCGCGCAGCUCACCGCCAACAACGACGAGCCCAGGUGCCGAAGUCGCAGCGGGAGCAUCGUGGAGCUCAUAGCUGGAGGGGGUUCUUCAUGCAGCCCUGUCCUUUCAAGAAAACAAAAAGGGAAGGUGCUCUUGGGAGACGCAGCGGCCUUGGAGGAUGAGCCUGCGUCGCGGUCGGAGGGCAGCAGCCCCGCCCUCACAGCCUCGGUCACGGGUGAGCUGGGUGGUGAGCUGGCCCCCUCCUCCGGUGUCUCCACUCCUGGCUCUGCCAGCUCCGCUGCCGACUCUGUGGGUCACGACAUCAUCACAGAACAGCCCCGGUCUCAGCACACGCUGCAGCCGGACUCGGUGGAUCUGAGCGGCUGUGACUUGAGCAGCGCUGCCACCGAUGGGGACGAGGAGGACAUCUUGAGCCACAGCUCCAGCCAGAUGAGUGCCGUCCCGUCGGACCCUGCCAUGGACUUGAACGAUGGGACCCAGGCCUCCUCACCCGUCAGCGACAGCUCCCAGACCACCACCGAGGGCCCUGACUCGGCUGUGACCCCUUCAGACAGCUCUGAAAUUGUGUUGGAUGGUGCAGACGGCCAGUACUCUGGGCUGCGGUUGGGACAGCCCCAGGACGCGGACGCGGACGAGGACGCCGCAGGGCUCCUUCCCCACGGAGGCCCGGAUGCUUUCAGAAGCUCCCCCACCGCCCUUCAACAAUCACAUGUGUUGAAAAGCCUGGGCCACAGCAGGCAGCCCUCCGACAGCAGUGUAGAUAAAUUUGUCUCGAGAGAUGAAGCUGCUGAGGCAGGAGAGCCAGAAAACAAGCCUUGCCGCAUCAAAGGUGACAUAGGCCAGUCCACCGACGAGGAUUCUGCUCCUCUCGUCCACUGUGUCCGCCUUUUAUCUGCUUCAUUUUUGCUGACGGGGAAAAGAAACGCCUUGGUUCCAGACCGGGAUGUGAGGGUCAGUGUGAAGGCGCUGGCGCUCAGCUGUGUGGGCGCCGCCGUGGCCCUGCAUCCUGAGUCCUUCUUCAGCAAGCUUUAUAAGGCGCCCCUGGACAGCGUGGAGUACCCGGACGAGCAGUACGUGUCGGACAUCCUGAGCUACAUCCACCACGGCGACCCGCAGGUCCGAGGCGCCACAGCCAUCCUCUGCGGGACCCUGGUCUCCUCCAUCCUCAGCAGGUCCCGCUUCCACGUGGGGGACUGGAUGGGCGCCGUCCGGGCUCUGACAGGAAAUGCAUUUGCUCUGGUGGACUGCAUUCCGCUGCUGCAAAAGACGUUGAAGGAUGAAUCCUCCGUUACGUGCAAGUUGGCGUGCACAGCCGUGAGGCUCUGCGUGGCGGCUCUCUGCGGCAGCAGCUACAGCCAGUGGGGGCUGCAGCUCAUCACCGACCUGCUGACCCUGAGGAGCAGCUCCUACUGGCUGGUGCGGACCGAGCUCCUGGAGACCGUGGCAGAGAUUGACUUCAGGUUGGUGAGCUUUUUGGAGGCAAAAGCAGAAAACCUACACAGAGGGGCCCAUCACUACACAGGGCUGUUAAGACUGCAAGAACGAGUGCUCAAUAAUGUUGUCAUCUACCUGCUAGGGGACGAGGACCCCAGGGUGCGACAUGUUGCUGCAGCUUCGUUAGUGAGGCUCGUCCCAAAGCUGUUUUAUAAAUGUGACCAAGGCCAGGCUGACCCAGUGGUGGCCGUGGCGAGAGAUCAAAGCAGUGUUUACCUGAAGCUCCUCAUGCACGAGACGCAGCCUCCGUCGCACUUCUCCGUCAGCACCGUCACCAGAACAUACAGAGGCUAUAACCUACUACCGAGCGUCACCGACGUCACUCUGGAAAAUAACCUUUCGCGAGUUACUGCAGCAGUUUCUCAUGAACUCAUCACGUCAACCACCCGAGCACUCACAUUUGGAUGCUGUGAAGCUUUGUGUCUUCUUUCAACUGCCUUCCCUGUUUGCGUCUGGAGUUUAGGCUGGCACUGUGGAGUGCCGCCUCUGGGCGCCGCGGAUGAGUCCAGGAAGAGCUGUACUGUCGGCAUGGCCACCACGGUCCUGACGCUGCUCUCCUCAGCUUGGUUCCCGCUGGACCUCUCAGCCCAUCAAGACGCUUUGAUUUUAGCCGGAAAUUUGCUUGCAGCCAGUGCCCCCAGGUCCCUGAGGAGUUCCUGGACCUUGGAGGAAGAGGCCAGCCCAGCGGCCACCAGGCAGGAGGAGGUCUGGCCGGCUCUGGGCGACCGCUCGCUGGUGCCUAUGGUGGAGCAGCUCUUCUCCCACCUGCUCAAGGUGCUCAACAUCUGCGCGCACGUCCUGGACGACGUGGCUCCCGGACCAGCAGUCAAGGCAGCCUUGCCGUCUCUAGCAAACCCCCCUUCUCUGAGCCCGAUCCGACGAAAGGGAAAAGAGAAGGAACCGGGAGAGCAGGCGUCUGUGCCCGUGAGUCCCAAGAAAGGCGGUGAGGCCAGUCCAGCCGCUCGACAGUCGGAUACCUCAGGGCCUGUCGCUGCAAACAAGUCCUCGUCACUGGGCAGCUUCUGUCACCUCCCUUCUUACCUCAAACUGCACGAUGUUCUGAAAGCUACUCACGCAAACUAUAAGGUCACCUUGGAUCUCCAGAGCGGCACUGAGAAGUUCGGGGGCCUUCUACGCUCUGCCUUGGAUGUCCUCUCCCAGGUGCUGGAGGUGGCGACGCUGCAGGACAUCGGGAAGUGUGUUGAGGAGAUCCUGGGCUACCUGAAAUCCUGCUUCAGCCGAGAACCAACAAUGGCGACUGUGUGCGUGCAGCAGUUGUUGAAGACGCUCUUCGGGACAAACUUGGCCUCCCAGUUCGACGGCUUGGCCUCCACCCCCAGCAAGUCUCAGGGCCGCGCUCAGCGCCUGGGCUCCUCCAGCGUGAGGCCGGGCUUGUACCACUACUGCUUCAUGGCUCCGUACACCCACUUCACCCAGGCCCUCGCCGACGCCAGCCUGAGGAACUUGGUGCAGGCGGAGCAGGACCACGACGCCUCAGGGUGGUUUGACGUACUCCAGAAAGUGUCCACCCAACUGAAGACAAACCUCACCAGUGUCACCAAGAACCGUGCGGACAAGACUGCUCUGCAUAACCACAUCCGCCUCUUCGAGCCUCUCGUUAUAAAAGCUUUAAAACAGUACACGACCACCACCUCCGUGCAGUUACAGAAGCAGGUUUUGGAUUUGCUGGCGCAGCUGGUUCAGCUACGGGUUAAUUACUGUCUUCUGGAUUCUGAUCAGGUGUUUAUUGGAUUUGUGCUGAAGCAGUUUGAAUACAUUGAAGUGGGCCAGUUCAGGGAAUCAGAGGCAAUUAUUCCAAACAUCUUUUUCUUCCUGGUACUGCUGUCUUAUGAACGCUAUCAUUCAAAACAGAUCAUUGGAAUUCCUAAAAUCAUCCAGCUCUGUGACGGCAUCAUGGCCAGUGGCAGGAAGGCUGUGACACACGCCAUUCCGGCUCUGCAGCCCAUCGUCCACGACCUCUUCGUUUUAAGAGGAACCAAUAAGGCUGAUGCAGGAAAAGAGCUCGAGACCCAGAAGGAGGUGGUGGUGUCCAUGCUGCUGAGGCUCGUCCAGUACCAUCAGGUGCUGGAGAUGCUCAUCCUGGUCCUGCAGCAGUGCCACAAGGAGAGCGAGGACAAGUGGAAGCGGCUGUCGCGGCAGGUGGCCGACGUCAUCCUCCCGAUGCUGGCCAGACAGCAGAUGCACAUCGACUCGCACGACGCCCUCGGGGUGUUGAACACGCUGUUUGAGGUCCUGGCCCCCUCCUCCCUCCGCCCCGUGGACAUGCUGCUGCGGACUAUGUUUCUCACUCCAGACUCGCUGGCCGCUGUGAGCACCGUCCAGCUCUGGGUGUCGGGCAUCCUGGCCAUCCUGAGGGUGCUCAUCUCCCAGUCAACGGAGGACAUCGUGCUGUCCCGGAUUCAGGAGCUCUCCUUCUCCCCGAGCUUGAUCUCCUGCCCGAUGAUCAUCCGGCUAAGAGGCGGGAACAGUGACUCAGCCCCGGAGGAGCACAGCGAGGGGAGACAGGGGAAGAAUCUGCCGGAAGAAACCUUUUCAAGGUUUCUGCUCCAGUUGGUGGGCAUCCUCCUGGAAGACAUCGUCACCAAGCGGCUGCGGGUGGAAGUGAGCGAGCAGCAGCAUACCUUCUAUUGCCAGGAGCUGGGCACGCUGCUCAUGUGCCUGAUCCACAUCUUCAAGUCUGGGAUGUUCCGGAGAGUCACGGCAGCUGCCUCCAGACUGCUCACGGACGGCGCGGACGGCGCCUUCUACGGCCUGGAGCGCCUGAACGCCUGGGUGCGCGCCAUGGUCCCCACCCACCCGGCCCUCGUGCUGCUCUGGUGUCAGAUCCUGCUGCUCGUCAGCCACACCGACUACCGCUGGUGGGCAGAGGUGCAGCAGACCCCCAGAAGACGCAGUCUGUCCAGCACCAAGUCGCUUGGUCCCCAGAUGUCUGGAGAAGACGAGGACUCCGACGCGGCUUCCAGACUGGGAAUGUGCAGUAGAGAAAUCGUACGAAGAGGGGCCCUGAUUCUCUUCUGUGAUUACGUCUGCCAGAACCUGCAUGACUCGGAGCACUUGACCUGGCUCAUCGUGAACCACAUUCAGGAUCUCAUCCACCUGUCGCACGAGCCGCCGGUGCAGGACUUCAUCAGCGCCGUGCACCGCAACGCCGCAGCCAGCGGCCUUUUCAUCCAGGCCAUCCAGUCCCGCUGUGAGAACCUCUCCGCCCCUACCACGCUGAAGAAAACCCUGCAGUGCCUGGAAGGGAUCCACCUGAGCCAGUCGGGUGCCGUGCUGACGCUGUACGUGGACAAGCUUCUGCGCACGCCGUUCCGGGUGCUGGCCCGCAUGGUCGACACCCUGGCUUGCCGCCGGGUGGAAAUGCUUUUGGCCGCAAACUUACAGAGCAGCAUGGCCCAGUUGCCCGUGGAGGAACUGACCCGAAUCCAGGAAUACCUUCAGAGCAGCGGCUUAGCUCAGAGACACCAAAGGCUCUCCUCCCUGCUGGACAGGCUGCGUCUCGCCACCGCCCCAGGCUCGCGUGGUCCCGCUCCUCGGGUCUCGUCCCACCCGCUGGACGGGGACGGGCCCCUGGCACUGGAGACAGUGAGUCCUGACAAAGACUGGUACCUCCGUCUGGUGAAAUCCCAGUGCUGGACUCGCUCAGACUCCGCGCUGCUGGAAGGGGCGGAGCUGGUGAGCCGGAUCCCACCCGGCGACAUGGGCGCCUUCCUGAUGAACCCGGAGUUCAACUUGAGCCUGUUAGCCCCGUGCUUGGGCCUGGGCAUGCGUGAGAUCUCUGCCGGCCAGAAGAGUCCCCUGUUUGAGGCGGCCCGCGCGGCCACCCUGGACCGCGUGACGAGCGUGGUCCAGCAGCUUCCCGCUGUCCAUCAGGUUUUCCAGCCAUUCCUGCCCACAGAGCCUGCCGCCUACUGGAGCAAGUUGGACGAUCUCUUUGGGGACACUGUGCUGUAUCGGUCCCUGACCACCUUGGCCCGGGCGCUGGCCCAGUACCUGCUGGUGCUCUCCAAACUGCCCGGCCCCCUGCAGCUUCCCCCCGAGAAGGAGACGGACACCGUGAGGUUCGUGGUCAUGACUCUCGAGGCCCUGGCGUGGCAUCUGGUCCACGAGCAGAUCCCGCUGAGCCUGGACCUGCAGGCCGGCCUGGACUGCUGCUGCCUGGCCCUGCAGCUGCCCGGCCUCUGGAGCGCGCUCUCCUCCCCAGAGAUGGUGACCCACGCCUGCUCCCUCAUCCUCUGUGUCCGGUUCAUCUUGGAAGCCAUUGUCGUGCAGCCUGGGGACCAGCUUCUUAGUCCAGAGAGAAAGGCAGACACGCCAAAGGCUGCCGGCGAGGAUGAAGUGGAUUCGAACACACAGAGCCCUCCGUAUCUUGGCGCGGCCUGCAGGAUGGUGGCGGAGAUGGUGGCGAGCCUGCCCUCGGUGUUGGCGCUGGGCCGUGAGCGGAGCAGCCGCACGCCGGCCUUCCUCGCGCCCGUGCUCAGGAACGUCAUCGUCAGCCUGGCCCGCCUGCCCCUGGUCAACAGCUACACGCGCGUCCCGCCCCUGGUGUGGAAACUCGGGUGGUCGCCCAGACCAGGAGGGGACUUUGGCACGGCGUUCCCUGAGAUCCCCGUGGAGUUCCUCCAGGAGAAGGAAGUCUUCAGGGAGUUCAUCUUCCGCAUCAACACGCUAGGCUGGACCAGCCGUACCCAGUUUGAGGAAACGUGGGCCACCCUGCUUGGUGUCCUGGUGACUCAGCCCCUCGUGAUGGAGCAGGAGGAGAACCCACCAGAGGAGGACACAGAGCGGACGCAGAUCCACGUCCUGGCCGUGCAGGCCAUCACCUCCCUGGUGCUGAGUGCGAUGACCGUGCCUGUGGCCGGCAACCCGGCCGUGAGCUGCUUGGAGCAGCAGCCCCGGAACAAGCCGCUGAAAGCCCUCGACACCAGGUUUGGGAGGAAGUUGAGCGUCAUCCGGGGGGUCGUGGAGCAGGAAGUGCAAGCGAUGGUUUCCAAGCGCGAGAACGUCGCCACCCACCACCUGUACCAAGCCUGGGACCCCGUCCCGUCUCUGUCUCCCGCCACGACAGGUGCCCUCAUCAGCCACGACAGACUCCUGCUGCAGGUCAACCCCGAGCGGGAGCUGGGGGACACCAGCUACCAGCUGGGCCAGGUGUCCAUCCACUCCGUGUGGCUGGGGAACAGCAUCACGCCCCUGCGGGAGGAGGAGUGGGAUGAGGAGGAGGAGGAGGAGGCGGACGUCCCCGUGCCAUCCCCGCCCACGUCGCCGCUCAACUCCAGGAAGCACCGCGCUGGCGUUGACAUCCACUCCUGCUCGCAGUUUCUGCUCGAGCUCUACAGUCGCUGGAUCCUGCCGUCCAGCGCGGCCAGGAGGACCCCCGUCAUCCUCAUCAGCGAAGUGGUCCGAUCCCUUCUGGUGGUCUCUGACUUGUUCACGGAGCGCAGCCAGUUUGAGAUGAUGUAUCUGACGCUGACGGAGCUGCGGCGGGCGCACCCCCCAGAGGACGAGAUUCUCCUCCAGUACCUGGUGCCCGCCACCUGCAAGGCGGCCGCCGUCCUCGGCAUGGACAAGGCCGUGGCAGAGCCGGUGAGCCGGCUGCUGGAGAGCACGCUCAGGAGCAGCCACCUGCCCAGCAGGAUCGGAGCCCUGCACGGCGCCCUCUACGUGCUGGAGUGCGACCUCCUGGACGACACGGCCAAGCAGCUCAUCCCGGCCAUCAGCGACUAUCUCCUCUCCAACCUCCGAGGCGUGGCCCACUGUGUGAACGUGCACAGCCAGCAGCACGUGCUGGUGAUGUGCGCCACGGCCUUCUACCUGAUCGAGAACUACCCUCUGGACGUCGGGCCCGAGUUCUCUGCGUCCGUCAUACAGAUGUGUGGCGUGAUGCUGUCCGGCAGCGAGGAGUCCACCCCGUCCAUCGUCUACCACUGCGUCCUGAGGGGCCUGGAGCGCCUCCUGCUCUCCGAGCAGCUCUCCCGGCUGGACGCGGAGUCCCUGGUCAAGCUGAGCGUGGACAGAGUGAACGCGCACAGCCCGCACCGCGCCAUGGCGGCCCUGGGCCUGAUGCUCACCUGCAUGUACACGGGAAAGGAGAAGAUCAGCCCAGGCAGAAGCUCCGACCCCAGCCCUGCCGCCCCCGACAGCGAGUCUGUGAUUGUGGCCAUGGAGCGUGUGUCUGUUCUCUUCGACAGGAUCAGAAAGGGGUUUCCCUGUGAAGCCAGAGUGGUGGCCAGGAUCCUGCCCCAGUUCCUGGAUGACUUCUUCCCGCCCCAGGACGUCAUGAACAAGGUCAUUGGGGAGUUUCUGUCCAACCAGCAGCCGUACCCGCAGUUCAUGGCCACUGUCGUGUACCAGGUGUUCCAGACGCUGCACAGCACCGGACAGUCGUCCAUGGUCCGGGACUGGGUCAUGCUGUCCCUCUCCAACUUCACCCAGAGGACCCCAGUCGCCAUGGCCGUGUGGAGCCUCUCCUGCUUCUUCGUCAGCGCCUCCACCAGCCCGUGGGUCUCGGCCAUCCUCCCGCACGUCGUCAGCAGGAUGGGCAAGCUGGAGCAGGUGGACGUGAACCUCUUCUGCCUGGUGGCCACGGACUUCUACAGACACCAGAUAGAGGAGGAGCUUGACCGCAGGGCCUUCCAGUCCGUGUUCGAGGUGGUCGCCGUGCCAGGAAACCCCUAUCACCGACUGCUGACAUGUUUGCAGGAUGUCCACAGGGUGGCUGCAUGCUGAGGCCCACGCGGUGGCAGCGAGGCGGCGGGGACUUUGGGCCUGCCAGCCCGGUGGCUUGGCAUCACGGGCUUCCCUCUGUGGCUUGGGGGCCGGGCGAUGGCAUCCUGCCGGCAGCGGUGCGGCUGCGAGCAGGGGUACAUGCAGGAGGCUCUGGGGUUGAGCCCGAGUCCUCCCAGGGCAGGAGCAGCUGUGUCGCGAGCCCUCCGUGCCCGAGUCCAUUAAAUGCCAGUUAGCCAGGUGUUGAUCUUCCUCCUCCUGUCCAGCCUGUUCCUUGGCACCAGGAGUUCUCUACUCUCGCAGGCUGGCCGAGGGCCCCUCUGCUGUCCCGCAGGCGGGCUUUGGAGCACACCCCUCGCGUCCCCGCGGCGAGGCGAGGGGGCCCGGGGUCUCGUCUGGGCCGGGCGGGGUGGCUGGGAGCACGACGGCCCGCACCGUUCUUCCCUGUCUGUCUUCUUCUCAGGAUUUAAAGUUUAAUUAUAUCAGUAAAGAGAUUACUUUUAAGGUAACUUUCUAUGCCCGUGUACAGUCUGUGCAUUGCCAAGUCUGCUGCAUGCGCGGCCUCGUGUGGCGGGCAGGCCUGUGCCCCUUCCUCUGCCGACAGCUCCCCCCUGCCCCCUCUCCUCUCAUUCACAUCUAGUUGGAGUUUAGGGAACGUUGGUGCAGGCCUUCUCCCCGGGGCACGGACGGCUCUCACAGUGCCCACCCCCCGGGCCCUCUGCUGACCCGGCCACAAGCAGCUGCUGUCGCUUCCCCGGCGUCCGUCCUGAGCUGGGCCACGGUCUGUCGGGCUGGCUGGUGGGCGUUGGGACCUGCGUCUCGUGUCUUCUCCGCAUGUUGGGGCGCAGAGGUGUCCAGUGGCUUCGAGAGUGUAAGGGCGGUAUUUGUCCCGACCCCUCAGGCAAGACAGAGCUCGGCGUCCUGGGAAAGACCCCAGCCGCUCCUCGGCCCCCUCCCCAGCUCAGCCCAGACGCGGCGCCUUCUUUCAGCUCAGGGGAGCGUGGGCCUGUGUGUGCGCCCCCAGCUUCUGCGCGGGGCCAGCCCGGGUUCUGGACCCAGAGGGCCAGAUCACCAGAUGCAGAGGCGGCCUGGGCUGCCGGGUGGCCCUGGCCAGGAGCCCCUGGGGCACUUAGGGUGGGCUCUCCAUGUCCCCGGCGCAGCUGGUCAUCCGGUCACCCUCGUGUUGGCCAGUUUGGUCAGAGCUCAAGUGCGGUCAGGUUUGGUGUUUCGUCCUAAGUGGAGGUGAUGUGGAUGCCGUGUCCCCAGGGCUGCACGGGGUCCUUGGGGCCCAUGCGCCACCCUCUGUCUGUGCGACAUCUCGCCACAGCGCACAGCCCGUCCCCAAAGGCCUUGGGGUCAGAGUGUGCGUGGGGCCAGGGGAGGCGGUGGGGGCCUCCUCAGAGCCGCCUCUGGUUUCCCACCAGCCUCCAGCAGAGGCCUCGCCGGGCCGGAGGGUGCCCAGUAGAGAGGAGUCUGGCCCGAGCAGGGCCUUGCCGGAGGGACGCCGACUGAACCAGACGUGAGGAAGUGACCGCUCUCCUGUUCCCUUUGGCCUCCCGCCUCUCACGCUAGCUCUUCCCGUCGGGCACCUGCUGGGAUGUUUGCGAGCGCAGGAAGGUUCUAGAGCUGCUUCCCUUGCCGCCCCCCGCGUUCUUGGAGCAGCUCCGAGACGGGGGUGCUGCAGGCCGACGUGGUCCCGCUCGGGCUGUCGGCUCGUUAGCGGUAACGCUGUGCGUGUACAAGCGGGGGCGCGGCACUGGGCUCGGCUGAGUUGACUCGGCCCCUCGUCGACCGUGUGACCCGGAGCUGGGCUCCAGCCUCAGGCGCCGACCCGGAGACCCGCCUGUGCGCUGCCCACGUGCGUGCAUUGGUGAGGGAGGUGGUUUCAGCCGGGCGAGCGUGUGAGACGCAAGGGCUAAUUCUGUAUCUGCAGACACGCCCGGCCGAGGAACGGCCAGGUCCUCGCGGAAGCCGACUUUCCCGAGCCCUGCCACGUGGUCCGCCGCGGGGCCUGGGGUGCUCGUUAAAACCCCGCUGAGGACUCGCCCACCUUGUCGGCUCCGCAGGAGGGGCUGAGACGGGAUCUGGUUCUUGAAAGCCCCUGGCCGGCACCCUCUCGUUGCCGAUUUUGUUGAAGAUGUCUUUCGCUUGGUUGUCAGGUUCGUCUGGGAGGCGGGGUCCUGCUGGGAAUCAGGACGUAGGAGUGAAACCAGGGUGGAGUUGGCCGCGACGCGCCUGCGCAGCCUGCCCCGGGCCUGCCUCCCACUGCGGCCCCGCGCUGCCCGGGCCUCCCAGGUGCCAAGGGCCCUUGGCUGUGCACCCACUUCUGCCGGCUCGAGCUCCCUUCGGAGGAAGGGGUGUGCUGGACACCCAGAUGCUCAGAACGCAGCCCCAGGAGGCCUGCCGCACGCAGACCCACUUCGUGGCCGGGACGCUGCCAAGCCCUCGGGUGUGGGCACCGAGGGGGGCCCUGCUUCGGUUCAGGUGGGACGUCCCGAAGCGGGGUAGCCCCUUUGGGCUGCACCAGCUGUCGCACAUGGUGUGCGCGGCUGGACUCUGCUUCCUCCCGACCCUGCGAGCAUCUUUCCUGCCGGGUCCUCUCUGGGCCUCGUGGCCCUCCCUCCGUGGUCAGUGCCCGGCCAGCGGGAGGCCUGUCUGCUGGCGCGAUGGGCAGGGAGCUGCAGAGCUGGGGGUGUGCGCGAGAGGGGUCAGGCUCAGCAGGGAGGAGCCCCGCUCCAACGGUGGUGACCACCAAAGGUGGUCCGGAAGGGCCAAGGACACUCUGCCCACCUGCUGUCCCUCAGCGUCACCCCACUGGGGGCGUCUGGUCCUGGACGGUCACCACAGUGUUUGUCAUUGUCAGUGGGUGACCUCUGGCUUUGGAGGGUUGUAGCCGAAGGUGGUUUGGCUCUGAGCUAAGUGGGGCCACUGCCCGUGCCUGCUGCCUCGCGCAUGGCAGAGUGGCUUUCGGCAGGGUUUGAACUCGUACUGUGCCAUUGCUGUCCCCCACCCCUACCCCCGGUCGCCGCCUCGCUGGGAGCCGGCAGGGCUGUGAAGGGCACGUCCCGGAGCCUGGCCCAGACCUGUUUCUGAGAGGAGAAAGAGGGUCUGACGUGAGAUGUCUAUUUUAAUUUUUUAACUGCUGCAAACAUUGUACAUCUGAAU
Messenger RNA from Sus scrofa (pig), 12706 nucleotides. It is a transcript of the gene HTT, whose product is annotated as huntingtin. Gene Ontology annotation, cellular component: cytoplasm; nucleus. The record is from RefSeq and is marked provisional. Gene Ontology annotation, biological process: microtubule-based transport. Lineage: Eukaryota; Metazoa; Chordata; Mammalia; Artiodactyla; Suidae.